Strongyloides ratti is the source of this 573-nucleotide messenger RNA. RefSeq names its product Glycosyl transferase, family 10-containing protein. Gene Ontology annotation, molecular function: alpha-(1->3)-fucosyltransferase activity. Bases 1 to 573 code for a protein of 190 amino acids. Gene Ontology annotation, cellular component: membrane. The transcript has a single exon. NCBI's taxonomy places the organism in Eukaryota, Metazoa, Nematoda, Chromadorea, Rhabditida, Strongyloididae. The record is from RefSeq and is a predicted model, not a curated record.
AUGGUUAGUCAUUGCCAGACACCAUCAAAAAGAGAAGAAUAUGUCAAUUAUUUAAAAAAAUAUAUAGACAUUGAUAUAUAUGGUGCAUGUGGUAAUAAACAAUGUAGAAAAGAAAAUAAUUGUAAUGAUGUUGAUGAUAAAUAUUAUUUUUAUCUUGCUUUUGAAAAUUCUAUAUGUAAAGAUUAUAUAACAGAGAAAUUGUGGUAUCGUGGUUACAAUCGUCCAAUAAUACCAAUAGUAUUGAAACGUUCUAUCAUUGAAAAUUAUGCACCACCUAAUUCUUUUAUAGCAAUUGAUGAUUUUAAGAAUACUCAACAAUUAGCAAAUUAUUUAAAAGAUCUUAUGAAUGAUAAAGAAAAAUAUAUUUCAUAUUUUGAUUGGAUGAAAGAGUAUAAAGUUAUAUUUUUAGAUGGACAAAAUCAUGAUAUUGCAGAAAGACCAUGGGGUUUUUGUCAAUUUUGUAGAAUACUUCAUAGUAAUAAUAAAAAUUUUACAAGAAUGCAAAAUUUUAAUGAAUGGUGGAAUGGAAGUUGUGAAGAAAAAGGUACUUUAGUAAAACAACAUAUCAAUUAA